Molecule: messenger RNA, 1819 nt
Organism: Trichoderma virens Gv29-8
Lineage: Eukaryota; Fungi; Ascomycota; Sordariomycetes; Hypocreales; Hypocreaceae
Exons: 4
Coding region: 341-1648 (435 amino acids)
Biological process (GO): carbohydrate catabolic process
Molecular function (GO): L-rhamnonate dehydratase activity; magnesium ion binding
Source: RefSeq, a predicted model, not a curated record
CACAUUACUAUCUCGCAGGGUAAUAUGACCUACCUAUCCUCUCAUUCGCCAUCUACGUCGCUUGUAGCUCUUCUUCACGACUCGUAAAGCGUCCGUCCCUGGUCCGAAUCUGCAUCGUUCGACCAAAGCACAAAUCGUCACAGUCCAAUGAGGCGGCCUUCGGGUCAUCUCAUGCCGAUGCUCGUCAACACCACCAGCACCCCACACGUGUGAUUUGUACACCGUUACCCGCAUCUCCAGUAGCCGCCUUAAACCCAUCUCUACAAAUUAAAUUCUCCAGAUCUCGUCCUUUUUCUGUUGCUGCAAGUUAUUCCUUCUGUCGACUUGCCCAUUAACCAUCAUGCAAGGCUCCGUAAGACAAUUCCCCACGAUCAAAGCCGUGCGGUCCUACGUCAUUGGCGGCGUAGGCUCUGGCGGUGAUUAUCACAACGUUAAAGGAGGCCACUGGCUUAUCGACAGCGACAUCUCUACGCCAUGCUCACAAUGGUCUCAGUACCGCAAAUCGCGUACUAGCUGGGGCAUCAACGUCCUUGGGUCCUUUCUGGUUGAGAUAGAGGCUUCUGACGGGACUGUUGGCUUUGCAACUGGUUUCGGAGGCCCUCCUGCUUGCUGGCUGGUUCACCAGCAUUUUGAGCGAUUCUUGGUCGGGGCUGACCCGCGAAACACAAACCUGCUCUUUGAGCAGAUGUAUCGUGCUUCUAUGUUCUAUGGCCGCAAGGGGCUUCCCAUUGCCGUUAUCUCAGUCAUCGACCUUGCACUCUGGGAUUUGCUAGGCAAGGUCAGGAACGAGCCUGUCUAUCGACUUAUUGGCGGCGCUACCAAGGAACGCCUCAACUUUUACUGCACUGGUCCCGAGCCAACAGCAGCCAGAGAGAUGGGCUUCUGGGGUGCCAAAGUGCCGCUUCCUUUCUGCCCAGAGGAAGGCCACGAAGGACUGCGCAAAAAUGUCGAGUUUUUGCGUAAGCACCGUGAAUCUGUUGGCCCAGAUUUCCCCAUCAUGGUGGAUUGUUACAUGAGCCUCAACGUCUCCUAUACCAUUGAGUUGGUCAAGGCGUGUUCCGAAUUCAACAUCAACUGGUGGGAAGAGUGCUUGUCACCCGAUGACACUGAUGGCUUCGAGCAAAUCAAGCGUGCGCACCCAACGGUAAAGUUCACGACUGGCGAACAUGAGUACUCUCGCUAUGGAUUCCGAAAACUCAUCGAAGGUCGCAAUCUUGACAUCAUUCAGCCCGAUGUCAUGUGGCUAGGCGGCAUGACGGAGCUGCUCAAGGUCUCAGCCAUGGCCGCGGCAUACGAUAUCCCUGUGGUUCCGCAUGCCAGUGGUCCGUACAGCUACCACUUUGUCAUUUCGCAACCAAACACGCCGUUUCAAGAGUAUCUCGCCAACUCUCCUGAUGGCAAGAGCGUUUUACCCGUCUUCGGCGACCUGUUCAUCGACGAGCCCAUUCCAACCAAAGGCUAUCUUCUAACGAGCGACCUGGAUAAGCCUGGAUUCGGGUUGACCAUCAACAACGCCGCACGCUCCAAGCUCAUUCCAUCGAACUAUCUCCUUAGCCCUCCGCCUGUACAGCAGCCCGCACCCCCAGUGAAUGGCGAAGCCAAACUGCAGAAUGGCAAUGGCAAUGUGGAACACGCGACAGCGGCAUGAAUGAAGAUGUAGGUUAGAAAAAAGAAGUUUAGAGGGUGGUGAUUAGGAACGCCUAUGUACAUAAUGAAUGCGCCAUCAGGCGAUUCAAGCGAGCGCACAAAGCUAAAAAUAUUGUUAAUAGUUUUUACAACAUGAGAUAGCCUAUUAAAUAACAAAAGAAAGUUGUAUCAG